CAAGUGGCACCUGGGGCACUGCCCUUCCUGCCUUACCCUAGAUACGCCCCUGAAUGUACUGUAGAGUAGAUGAUGAAGAGGUGAGGGGAAAAAACUGGCUUUUGUCUUCGGCGACAAUAAACUUCCCCUCACAAGACUCAGCCAUUUGCAUCAUGAAUUGCAAUCACGGCGGUGUUAAAAGAAAUCAGAUAAGACUAGAGUCUCAGUUCUGCUCUUCCCUACCACCCCGCCCCUUAAAGCACGCACCCGCCUCCUCCACCCAAACUCAAUCCAGCAAGAUCAGACAGCAGGGCAGCGAACUUCUCUCAGCAGCAGGAAGGUUUGCUGCAGUGCCGCCAGGCUGAGGCCACGCCUACCAAGGAGGGGUGAUGAUAAGAGUCCCAGGUUCGUGGGCGGCAGAGUGAACUCCUUCCCGGCUGCGCAUUUGAAGCUGGCACGAAGUUCCCUACCUCGUGGAGCGACCUGCUGCUGCCUUCCCUCCUCGUCGGCCUGUGCUAGUCGAUCAUCGCGUCUGCAACUUGCUGGUGAUUUAAUCUUUCCUUCUCCUUUGGACCAGGGUUUGCCUUAGAAGCGGUGUCUAUUACAGAGCAGAGGUGCUGCCUUCUAUUUCCCCUGACGAUCUGGAAAAGCAGGCGGUCCAGCCAGCAGAGUUUUGGAGUGUGGUCAAGUUUUGUGGCCUGGAGAUGGACUGCCAGCCAGGGGGUCCGUCAAACCUACAGGAGUCUCGGAGGCAGGAAAACCAGCAGGCGGUCCAGCCAGCAGAGUUUUGGAGUGUGGUCAGGUUUUGUGGCCUGGAGAUGGACUGCCAGCCAGGGGGUCCGUCGAACCUACAGGAGUCUCGGAGGCAGGAAAACCAGCAGGCGGUCCAGCCAGCAGAGUUUUGGAGUGUGGUCAAGUUUUGUGGCCUGGAGAUGGACUGCCAGCCAGGGGGUCCGUCGAACCUACAGGAGUCUCGGAGGCAGGAAAACCAGGUGGAGUUGGAGGAAGCGUCACCAAGUUCCUCCACAGCAGCAGCCCAGGAUCCCUUUCCUGCAGAGCAGAAGCCGCUGUUAACAGAUAUCAGGCAGGAAGAGGUUGAUCAUGAUGCCAGCCUCCCAGAAGGUGAGAUGCAUGAGAGAGAGAAUGCAGAGCAUCCAUGUGUGGUUUUGUCAGAAGAAGCGGAGCAUGAAGAGUGGAAAGAGAACCUUUGGAAUCAAGAUUGUCGAAAGAGGAAGAAGGGAAACCACACGGAGGAGAAGCGGGAUGAGAAAAGGAAACAAGAAGAACAAACAGAAAAGGCAUCGAAGAAGCAGGCUGGUGCUCAGUUGAAAAUCCACACCAAAGAGAAUCUCAAUAAAGGCUCUGAAAGCAGAGAAAGCUUCAGCCAAAACAGAAAUAUUUCUGGAUGGCAGACAGGUCAUGAAGAAGGGAGAGCAUAUGCAAGCUCAGAGCCUGGAGAGAAAUCUCUUUGGAGCUCAAAGCUUUCUUCACAUCAAAGAAUCCAUGCAGGGGAAAAAUUACAUAAAUGCUUGCAGUGUGGAAAGCGUUUCAGUCGGAAUGCAGUUCUCACUUCACAUCAAAGAACCCACACAGGAGAGGAGCCAUACAACUGCACACAUUGUAGAGAAAGCUUUAGUGUCCCAUCAGGGCUGGUUAAGCAUAAAAUAAUUCACACUGCAGAGAAGCCAUAUAAAUGCUCAGUCUGCAAGAAAAGCUUCAUUCAGAGAAGUGAGCUUACUUCACAUCAAAGAAGCCACACAGCAGGGAACCCAUAUAAUGCUCGCAAUGUGGUUUCCUUUAGAGCAUAGACCACAUUCGGCAUCAUAUAAUUCACACAGAGGAGAAACUAUAUAAAUGCUCAGGGUGGUGGUGGUGGUGGUGGUGGUGGUGAAACCUUCAUUCAAAGUAGGCUACUUCUUCAUAUCAAAAAACCCAUACACGCUAGGCUGUGGAAAAAGCUUUAGCUGAAGACAGAAUCUUACUUCCCAUCACGUAACACACAGAACAAAAAAUAUAAAUGAUCAGAUUAUGGAAAGGGUUUCCAUCACAAAAGAAGAUAUAUAAUAUAAGUGAGAAUCCAUAUAUAUGUUCACACUGUAGCAAGAGCUUUGCUCGUGCAUCAGUCCUUAUUCAGCAUAAAGGAAUCUACACAGGAAAUAAAUCAUGCAAAUAGUUCAGUCAGGACACAAUUGUCAUUUCACAUCAGAAUCCACAUGGGAGAAACUGUAUCAAUGCUUUGCAUACAGAGUUUCCAUUGCAGAUGAACCCUUAAGGCAUAUGGAAGAAGCCAAAGAGGAGAGACACCAUACAGAUUUUCACACGGUGGCAAAAGCGUUGGUGACUAACUAGGUCUCAAUGAACAUGAGAGAAUACACACAGGAGGGGAAACUGCAUCACCGCUUGUUAUAGAACCUGACACAGCUCACACACACACACACACACACCUCUACCCCUACCCACCAACGAAUCCACACAGGGCAAAAUGCCCAUCUGAUUGUGAUUAUUUGUGUAAACCCCCAUCUGUUGUGAUUAGAUAAGAUCCUGUAUUGAGGGGCGUGCAUUUCUGAUCCUUGAAACGCAUGGAGCAAGGCUUUUUUAGUGGGCCCUCUAUGUAGAACCCUCCCCCUUCCAGGCUUUUGAGGAUCAUUGUUGAUUUUAAUUAUGUGUGUGUGUUUUAAUGUGCUGGGUUCAUUGGUGCAAAUGCAUUAUUGUUUGAUGGAAACAUGGGGAGAAAUCUGAUUUAUUUUUCCCCCAUUGGAAGAACCAUUGUAGCCAUCAGAGUGGUUCACUGAUGUGGCUUCUCUGUGGUGAUGAAACCUUGAUCUUCAUGGUUCACAUUAGUAUAUUUGAUCAUCUUGCUGGGGGAAACAAGGUUGUUUUCUUCAAUGUUCAUCUGAAAUGUAAACUGGGACAGAAGUAGUUGUUGCUUUGGGGAUUUUUAACAUACAUAUGGAAUGUAUUCACUCUGCUUACUAAUAAAGUCUUAUGCAUUUUUA
Molecule: messenger RNA, 2975 nt
Organism: Hemicordylus capensis (graceful crag lizard)
Lineage: Eukaryota; Metazoa; Chordata; Lepidosauria; Squamata; Cordylidae
Product: zinc finger protein 79-like
Exons: 7
Coding region: 684-1787 (367 amino acids)
Biological process (GO): regulation of transcription by RNA polymerase II
Molecular function (GO): DNA-binding transcription factor activity, RNA polymerase II-specific; RNA polymerase II cis-regulatory region sequence-specific DNA binding
Source: RefSeq, a predicted model, not a curated record